Molecule: messenger RNA, 3360 nt
Organism: Trametes versicolor FP-101664 SS1
Lineage: Eukaryota; Fungi; Basidiomycota; Agaricomycetes; Polyporales; Polyporaceae
Exons: 2
Coding region: 173-2953 (926 amino acids)
Biological process (GO): regulation of Ras protein signal transduction; mitotic spindle orientation checkpoint signaling
Cellular component (GO): mitotic spindle pole body; SIN/MEN two-component GAP complex
Molecular function (GO): GTPase activator activity
Source: RefSeq, a predicted model, not a curated record
CGCCUAGCCUCGCCUUUCUCUCGCCCCGCCUUUUCUGCUGCCCGCCACACAUGCUCGGCCAAUAAGUCUCUCCGCUCUUUCCCAUCUCCUCAACCCUACCGACAGCCCCACCCUAAUCUCUGCCCCCCUACUGGCGUAAUAUUGUGCACUACCUACCCUAUUGUCCUCCACCAUGACUACUAUCCCGGCACCCACAAUCGUCCUCCCCAAGGAGGAGUGGGCAGACGCCGACUUCGACUUCCCUGACGGCGACCCCAUCCACGCUUCCGACGCAGAGUCCGACAAGGACGACGAUGAAGACUGGGACAUGGAGAUGGAUCUAGGCAAGACUGGCGGUGCUAAGGCUCAGCUCGUCCUCCAGGGCAUCGCUGCAAGGUCAGGCUCCACCCAGCCCACUCCCCACAUGUUCACCAUCCGCCCUCCGCUCCCACAAUCAUCUGCCGACGAAGAGGACGACGAAGGCGUGUCCACUAUCAAGGUCGCCGCUCUUCCGAAGCCUCUCGCAGCUGCCAAGCCCCCUCCAAGCCCUAUCGACGAGGACUUUGAAGAUGGCUUUGCGCUCCCCUCCGACCUCACUACCCUCUCCCUCCGGCCCUUAUCCCUCGCACAUCGCACGUCCAAGUCAUCACUUGAAUGGGGUGACAAGGACCAGACCUCCUCGUCGCAAUCCUCCGACGCCUACUCCACUCUUGGAUUCGCUGAUAACUCUCCAUCAUCCAAUUACACAUCAGCGUCUCUCCCAGAGACGGAGACGGAGGAGGACGAAGAUGAGGAGGAUAUCCUUGAGGGUCUCGAUGUUCCGACGGGUCUCUUCGAGUCAGGACAUGGCGCGAAGAAGCUGGGCAAGAUCCUCGAGCUGAAGAAGAGGACCGCCUUCGACGACGAUCGCGUGAAGGUCGUCAGUCCCGAUCCUGAAGACGACUUCGAAAUCGGCCUAGUGAUCGACAACGAGACCGAACUCAGCCCAAGUCGGCUCCUUCAGAAUGCCCAGUCCGUCCUGCGUCCCACCGCCUCUUCUCGGAGCAAGAGCGCCCCACCUCGGCCUCCUACCGCCCUGCGCCCACCAUCGCGGGUGAAGGGCGACCGAGCCAAGUCUCCAAACAACCCUCCCGUCUCCUCUAUGUCGCAGCUUCGCCGGAUAACGUCGCCCAUCACACCUCCUUCCCCGCCCUCCUCCAAUAGGCCUGCACAGCCCGUACGCUCACAGACAUAUAGUCAAGCUGUCGCGUCCCCCUCCACUAUGACUUUCCUGGCACCUAAACCGGGGAGCUUGCGGGUCCAGAAGUCGCACUCAGUUCUCAAGCCGCCGUCGCCACCUCAGUCGCGCAGGCUAGGGCGGAAGGCGUCCCUCCCGUCGUUAUCAGAAUCCAGUCAGUCCCAAGCGUCAGGCUCAGGGGUGGAUUCUGCGACGGGGAACGGCUUCCCCCUCGCUCGCUACGAGACACCGACGGCGUCGUCAAGAGCGAAAACGGCGCACACUAGCUCCACUACCAGUCGAAUGCAAGGCUUGGAGUUCACCGUGCCCCCCACACGCCCGUCGACACCUUCGGCGAAUCCAGCGGCCCUCAGACUGACGAUGCCAACAUCAUCGUCACGGAUGAAAUCCCGCGCCCCCAUCUCCAAUGUCUUCCCGACUUCAGCAGCGCCCGCUGUACCACUGUUGGCCCGCCCACCGUCAUCGGCGCGCUCAACAUCACCAUUACCCCCACGGCCUCCCUCUGCGACAUCGAUCAAGUCGGUGAAGUCCCGACACGGCCAGAGCUCGAGCCUACCUAUCACAAGUGCGCCAAAGGUGCUGAAGAAGCCCAAACGACAGCGCACGUAUGGGGAUGGCACAGAGCUCGACGCCUUCGAGGACCUCCCGACGGACCGUGAGCAAGAAGGCAAAUAUCGAGUGCAGCCAAAAGGAUACGGAAACCGUGUCCCCGGCGCCUCGUAUCCCAAGCCCUCGUCCCCGGCCGAUGCCAGCGCGACAGGAACUAUUCGCCGAAGAGCGAAAACGCGGGAGUUCUCAGGAAGCGGACCUGAGUCCUCAAAAGCCGCGUCUCUAGUUCCGUCCAAGACGCUGAAACGCACAAACCGGAUCGAGUUCCCCUCUAAACCGCCGCCCGAGCCGAGCAAAGCGGAGCGCGAUCGCGGGAAUACCGCAAAUGCAGAGGCUAGUGCAAAGCGGAAGAAGUUGGCCUCCCCCGGGCAGACGAGGCGCAAACCAACACUCAUCCGCAACCUGGGUGGCGCAGGCCCAGCGAAAGGUCAGUGUUCGAUGCGCAUGCGCUUUCGCUUCUUUGCCACAACUGGACGCGCUGACACUCGGCGCCCUGCAGUUGUCGGCGAGAUGAAGUGGAAUCCGCACACACUCCGCUGGGAGGGCAACGACCAGGCUCUCCGCGACUUCGACGCUGCCUCCGGCACCUCAACACGCCCCGCACUAAUCACCCAUCUCACCGGCUCUUCUAUUGGCUCGCCGGUGGGCUCCUUUGCCUCGGGCGCCCGUGUGGUCGGCAACAUGAUCUUCGACCCGCAACGCAUGUGUUGGAUCUCGACCCUCCACCCAGACGAGGAGGAGCCAGAUGUGUUCGCGGAUCUCGCUGACGACGAGGACGAUGACGAUUGGGAGGCGCGUGCGGCCACUAUCCGCGCCAGCCAACAACUGCAGGGCGGCGCCGCCACCGCCCCCUCCGACCAGUCGUCGAACACGUCGGCAUCGCGCGUCGAAGCGCCAAGCCCCGCGCGCAGCCACACACGAAGCAUGUCCGAGAGCGAAAGCGACCGCUGCUCGCGUGCUUCCAUGGUGUGCGACGUCGACGACUCAUUCGUCGAGAAGUGCCGCGCCGCGGAGGAGCGCCACCGGGCGGAGCUCAAGGGCUGGCUCGCUGUCGGCAACGACGUCUUCGCGUCUGCAGACCGCUCGUAUCUCUACGAGAUCCGCGCGCUCGCCACGCGACAAUACUAGCCACAUCCCUCGCCCUCCCCUCACCCACCCCCCAUCCUGAUCCCACCCCUCUCCGCCUUUGUACAUUCGCACAUAUCGCAGAGGUGUACAGGACAAUUCCUCGCCCGCAGCAUCGCUAUGCAACCCGCCUCUCCUCACAUGACGACUUGUAAUGAUCUCUCCCUUCUUUUCGCUUUGUCCAUAGGCUCCGCCCGCCUCUCUCGCCUCUUCUCGUCCCGGUUUGCACCUUUUCUGCACUGUUCGAUAUUGACACCGGCCCCAUCCGCAUCCCCCCUACCCGCUACCCUCUAUCGCCCCUCUUCCCGUUCGCUGUGCAUACUUUGCUCCCGUUAUCGCUCGCGCCUCUUGAUUUGCCGCCUCCGUUGCUGCCGCCUCUCGUUAAAGUACAGUCCCCGUUUUCUCUCAAU